Austrofundulus limnaeus is the source of this 1319-nucleotide messenger RNA. RefSeq names its product unc-50 homolog (C. elegans) (gene unc50). Bases 111 to 884 code for a protein of 257 amino acids. Lineage: Eukaryota; Metazoa; Chordata; Actinopteri; Cyprinodontiformes; Rivulidae. The record is from RefSeq and is a predicted model, not a curated record. Gene Ontology annotation, cellular component: Golgi membrane. The transcript is spliced from 6 exons.
ACGUGWGCAACUUUCCACGACAGUUCAGGAAGCGUUUGCACGUUAGCUACACAGAUACGAUUAAGGAGUCAUUAGCUCGUUUUCGCGAAGGAACAAAACAAAAUAACACUAUGUUGCCAACCACCUCGCAGCACAGCAACGGCGCCCUCAGCUCCAGGGACGCGGCGCGCCACACAGCCGGCGCCAAACGUUACAAGUACCUACGGCGGCUUCUCCAUUUCAGGCAGAUGGACUUUGAAUUUGCGCUGUGGCAGAUGCUUUACUUGUUCACGUCGCCACAGAGAGUCUACCGCAACUUCCACUACAGGAAGCAAACCAAGGACCAGUGGGCCAGGGACGAUCCUGCCUUUCUGGUCCUCCUCAGCAUCUGGCUUUGUGUGUCCACAAUAGGUUUUGGUCUUGUACUGGAUAUGGGACUAGUGGAGACCCUGAAACUUCUGCUGUGGGUGGUUUUUGUUGACUGCAUUGGAGUCGGUCUGCUCAUAUCAACCCUUAUGUGGUUUAUCAGUAACAGAUACCUGCUGAAACAUCCCAGCAGAAACUUUGACGUGGAGUGGGGUUACGCGUUCGACGUUCACCUCAAUGCUUUCUACCCACUUCUUGUCAUCCUGCACUUUCUGCAGCUCUUCUUUAUUAACCACUUGGUGGUAAUAAAUUUCGACUGGUUCCUGGGUUAUUUUGUCGGGAACACCUUGUGGCUGAUUGCCAUUGGUUACUAUCUCUACAUCACCUUCUUAGGUUACAACACUCUGCCCUUCCUGACAAACACGGCGGUCCUCCUCUACCCCUUYGCUCUGCUCGUACUCCUCUACAUCCUCUCCGUCUCGCUGGGCUGGAACUUGACUCGGGGUCUCUGCUGGUUUUAUAAGUACAGAGUCCAGUAGAAGCACUUUGGGUUGGACACUAACGGGGCCCUGAGCCGACCUGAACCCUGUUUCUGACUUACACCUUCGUGACAAAGUAUCCAGCUUCUGUCGGUCAGCGUGUUGGGACUGGACUGGCGCUGAUCCAGUUGCUUUYUGUUAAACUGGAUCUCCGGUCAGCAAGCUGUGAUGGGUUUGGACUAGCUGCAGAAACGAGGAGACAGUUGAGACUUUUAUCCAAUAUUUUCUUUGUAAAUAACAAAUUAAAAAAAAACACUGAAGAUUCUUUUUCUGAGGAGGAUAAGUUUGUUUUCUUAAAAAAAAAAAGACUGAAAAAAUGAAAACCUGCUCAUGGAAGAGAAAAGUGGCUACAUGAUGGAUGUUGACUUUUUUUUCCUUAUUUUAUAGUGUACAUUCCAAAGCACUUUCAAUAAAGGGUUUUAUUAACUUAAACUA